CUUGCUUCCUUUUUUCAUAUUUGGCGCUCAAGUCAAUUUUUAAAAUGGCGACUGCCAGGAUUCACGGGGAAAAUGUUUAAAGAAACUUUUAAAUAUUAUAAAUCAAGGAAUCCACCACCUAAUUUUAAAAAUGUGAUUGAUUUUCGAAACCCGGAUUUUUCUAAGGUUAGAAAAAUCUCCACUGAUGUAAAUAACAUUCAAAAUGUAAAUGAUGUAAAUAAAUUAGGAUUGAAACCAAUUAAUGACUGGAAUAUUUAUGAAUUGAUAAAUGUACCAGGUUUAAUUUAUAUCGAAAAUCCUUUUACCGUUUUGGGACAACGUUAUUGGAUUAUCAAAUGUCUCAAGGAUUUUUCAAGAAAACCCAAUAAAUUAAAUUUGGAUGCUCACUCUUUACUUGAAGGCAACGAAUCAUGGUGGGAAACUUGUUUUAGAAAUCCAGAGAAGAAAAAUGACCUUUUAACGAAAUUAAGAUGGGCAACACAAGGCUAUCAUCAUAAUUGGGACACGAAAAAUUAUUCAGAAGAUUCAAAGACUGAAAUGUCUAAAGAACUUUGUAAUUUAACGGAAUUUCUAGCGACUGUUUUACAUUUCGUUGAAUUUCAAGCUGAGGCGGCAAUUAUUAAUUAUUAUAGAAUGAAUUCCACUCUAGCUGGUCAUACAGAUCAUUCUGAAAUUAAUAUCGAAGCUCCUCUAUUUUCCAUCAGUUUUGGACAGUCGGCAAUUUUUUUAAUUGGUGGACAUUCUGUGAACGAUACAGCAGAAGCAAUGUUUUUGCGCAGUGGUGAUAUUGUUGUAAUGUCAAAACAAUCACGAUUAUGUUAUCACGGUGUUCCAAGAAUUUUAUCAGCCUAUAUUCAACCCUGGGAAUGUGAUAGAAAAUUUGACGAUCACAAUUUUCGUGAUCACAUCACAAAUAAUGAUGAAGACUGGCUUAAGGCAAAAUCAUACAUUCAAGAAGCACGAAUAAAUUUAAACGUUAGACAAGUAUUGAAAAAAGGUCAGUCGAGAUUGUUAUAAAUUUUUUUUUUUUUUAAUAUUUUACAUCUAUACAAAAUCUUUUUUAAAUACAUUUUUUUUCGAGAAAAAAAAAACUAUUUUUAACCUCGAUUUGUUUAAAUUUUUAUUUUUUCUCCGCGGCAAUCGUGGAUAUUGAAUGAUAAAAAUGAUAUAAAAAUAUAGUUAUUAAAAUGUGAUAAAAAAAAAAUAAAAAAAUAUUUUCUUGUCAUGAA
This is a messenger RNA of Leptopilina boulardi, 1229 nucleotides long. It is a transcript of the gene AlkB, whose product is annotated as nucleic acid dioxygenase ALKBH1. Gene Ontology annotation, cellular component: nucleus; cytoplasm. Gene Ontology annotation, biological process: oxidative RNA demethylation. The transcript is spliced from 4 exons. The record is from RefSeq and is a predicted model, not a curated record. Gene Ontology annotation, molecular function: broad specificity oxidative DNA demethylase activity; oxidative RNA demethylase activity; ferrous iron binding. Lineage: Eukaryota; Metazoa; Arthropoda; Insecta; Hymenoptera; Figitidae. Bases 73 to 1017 code for a protein of 314 amino acids.